AACAGGAUGGAUUCAAGGCCCGCAGUGACGAUGUAUGGGUAGUUAAUUGGCCAAAAUCAGGCACACAUUGGAUGUGGGAAAUAGUCAAGAUGAUUACUUCUGGGCGGGCAGAAUUAAAUGACUCUUCUAAAGGAGGCGCCAUGUUUCCGGAACUGUGUCCGCUCUACGUAAUAGAAAAUAUGGCGUCACCGCGUGUCCUGAAUACGCACGUGCCUCUAAAACUUUUCCCAAAGGCGGCGCUGAAUAGCAAGAUAAUCUUCGUAGUUCGUAACCCAAAGGAUGCAUAUGUGUCUUUAUAUUAUCACGCAACAGGUAUGGAGCUGAAGUCAGCGAAUUGCUCUUGGAACGGGAUGUAUGAACUGCUGGUGAACGGCAAAGCUCAAUAUGGCGACUGGUUCGACCACGUGGAAGAGUGGUUGAAAGUUCUGGAGAAUAAUCCAAACGCCCUGAUUGUGACGUAUGAGGACAUGCAAAUGGACCUUAAGAAACAAGUGCGUCUAGUGGCCGAGUUUUUGGGACAUGAAAAAUCAGAGCAGUUCUACAGCGACGUGGCUAGACUUUGCUCCUUUCAGCAUAUGAAGAAAGACAAGAAAGAUGUCAGAAGUGUCUGGGCGGAGGAUAGCGAAGGCAUAUUUAGGAAAGGCACGGUGGGAGAUUGGAAGAAUCAUUUCACGUUGGCUCAGAACGAGGAGUUCAAUCAGAUAUUCUGCAGGAGGAUGAAGAACAUCAAUCUUGACUUGAAAUUUGAGCUUUGAAAUGUCGCGUUUUUGGCUAUCCAAAGCCGGUGUGACAGUAAUCCAAGUCCCCCAGGACUUCGGUUCCUGGUAAUGGUUGUCCCCAGGACUACCAUUACUUGGGAAAAGUAGUCCUUGUGGGACUUAGGUUCCUGCCUCAUAAUUAUAGUAGGUAGGACUUAUAUUACUGGCGGACUUUUAUUCCUGUCACCUAUGACGGUAAUGUAAGUCUGGCCAUUUGAAAGUCCUAUCCUUAUGUAAUAACAUGGUUAAAUGAUAUAAUUAUUAAUGUAUAUGAAAAUCUUUCUGGUGGGCCAUAUAUAAGACAAACAAUGAAAUGUUUGCAAUUUCAGCUCGUCUGUGUAGUGGUUAGCGUGCAAGAUCAUAAGGUAUGUAUUCAUGAAUCGUCUUGUUACAUACUUGGGUUGGAGACCUACCUUUGACCUGACCUUACCCCACCCCCACCUCAAUUAACUUGUUCUAGCUAGCUGUAUGUUGUUGUUUUUAAUGAAUAAUAUUCUCAAUUAUGUGAUUACACUUAAACUAGUUUUUAAAGCCUCAAUGCGCCAAAAUACCAAAGGAAUAUAACAGAACAUUAUAUAUAAUUUCAAAU
This is a messenger RNA of Lingula anatina, 1347 nucleotides long. RefSeq names its product sulfotransferase 2A1. The record is from RefSeq and is a predicted model, not a curated record. Lineage: Eukaryota; Metazoa; Brachiopoda; Lingulata; Lingulida; Lingulidae. Gene Ontology annotation, molecular function: sulfotransferase activity.